GCGAACGCCGCCAUCGCGGGGGGACGGCGUCCCACGCCGGACAAACCUCGGCGCGCGGCCGAAACCGGGGCGGGACCGGCAGCGGAACGGCCCCGCCCCCGUCCGCCGCGGCGCUCCGCAGAUCCUCAUGGCAGCCACCAGGAGCGCGAUGAGAGCGGUCCGAGUGUUUGAAUUUGGUGGCCCUGAAGUGCUUAAACUGCAGUCAGAUGUGCUAGUUCCUGUUCCAAAAGAAAACCAGGUACUAAUUAAAGUGCAUGCCUGUGGGGUAAAUCCUGUUGAUACAUAUAUUCGUUCCGGGACUUAUGCCAGGAAACCAGCUUUACCCUACACUCCUGGCUCGGAUGUGGCUGGGGUGAUUGAAAGUGUUGGGGAGCACGUGACGGCGUUCAAGAAAGGUGACAGAGUUUUCACCCUUGAAACACUUUCUGGAGGAUAUGCAGAGUAUGCAGUUGCUGCAGCCAGCAGAGUCUUUCCUCUGCCAGACAAACUGGACUUCAGGCAGGGAGCAGCGAUCGGAGUGCCCUACUUCACUGCCUACCGGGCCCUUGUCCAGAAAGGCUGUGCCAAAGCUGGGGAGAGCGUGCUGGUCCAUGGUGCUAGCGGUGGGGUGGGACUAGCAGCAUGUCAGAUUGCCAGAGCUUGUGGUUUGAAGGUUUUGGGUACAGCAGGAACUGAGGAGGGCAUGAAUGUGAUCCUGAGAAAUGGUGCUCACCAAGCCUUUAACCACAGAGACCCGAAUUACACUGAGAGGAUUAAGGCAUGCACAGGGCCGGGAGGAGUCGAUAUCAUCAUAGAAAUGCUCUCUAAUGUCAACCUGGAUGCUGACUUGCAGCUGCUGUCCUGUGCAGGGAGGGUGAUGGUUGUGGGCUGCAGGGGACGCAUCGAGAUAAACCCAAGAGACACAAUGAGCAAGGAGUCCAGCAUAACUGGAGUGAGUCUGUUUCUUGCAACCGAGGAGGAAAGGCGUGAAUGUGCCACAGCAGUCCUUGAUGGCAUAGAAGCUGGCUGGCUGAAACCUGUUGUGGGCUUGGAAUACCCCCUGGAGAAAGUAGCCAAGGCUCAUGAAGACAUUAUUUGUAGCAGUGGUGCCCGGGGGAAGAUGGUGCUCCUUCUGUAAAGGAGCACCUUUCCCCAUUUAUUUUGGAGCUGUUCUAGCUGCACCUUUGCUUACAAGUUCACCGAAUGUAUGUUAUAAACACAGCUUUGAUCAUGUUUGACAGCAGCAGAAAAUGCUCACUGAGAUGAAUUGGUUAACAUUUUCCUUUUGUAAUGAGCACAGUUACAUUUACUGUAAAGUAAUUUUGGUAGCUGUUUUGAUUGAUGUGGAAAUAACAAAUUAUUUUCUCUGCUGGCACGCUUUGUGCUGCAGGGAAUGGUAGGGUUUGGUAUCAUGGUCCAUGUGAGGGCAGAGUGAGGCCACUGCAGGUAACAGAGAAUGAAGAUGCUUUUUACAGUUACACAAAAAUAAAUAACUCACUGUGCGUGUUAAUUAGAACUGUAAAUUCUUUUAGCCACAAAAUUUUUACUCAAAUUUUGUCACAUAAUUUACUUGAAAUAAAAGCUUUUGCUGACAAAAUAGUUUACUUUCCAGCUCAAAAGAUGGGCAGAAUCUCUCAAACAUGAACUGUUUGGAGCCGAGGCAGUUCUACUUGUCUGUGCCUCUGAGGUGACAGUAUCCUGGCUCAUCCAUAGGGACUGUCACUCUGGAGCUGCAUGCUGGGAUUUGCCUCCUUGGAAAUGAUGAUCAUGACUGAGGCAGCUGAUCCUGGAUGGUGAAUGGCUGAUUGUGAGGAUUUCAGCUCUUCCUAUGAGCUUUAUUAAAGUCUCCUGGAUCCCUGGCUGCAUGGCUUGGUGGCACAGAGAGUUCCUGUGAAAUUCCUGAGCUCCAGCCACUGAAGUGGGCAGGGCACAGCCCCAGCACCAGGGCUUGUGUGCAGAUGUCUGUGUGGGGUCACUUUGUCAUGACACCAGGGCCAUUUCUUGUUCUCAUACACUUAAAUCCAUUGCACAACAGAUGGUGUUGCCAGGAAAGAUGGUGGGAUGCUUCUGGAGUGAAUGAUUUCAAUUUAGCGUUAGAGUGAGUGGUUUCAGAAAGCUGCCUGGGGAGAGAAGGGUGAGGCCAGCUCAGCAGUGGGAAUGUCUGCCAAGGUGCAGUGGGGCCCUUCUUCCCUCCAGGCUGCCCCAGGGCAGUGAAGCUGGUUUCCUUGUUUGUAGCACUUCCCACGGGAGUAGGGAGCUGUGUUUUUUUUGUGAAGAUUCAAGUGAUUCACCUGGUGUAAGUGAUGUGUGUAGCCAGUGUCUGAUCAUCCACUCCAUGUGAGAGGUGCUGACUGUUCCUGUUGUCUCAGGCAGAGUGCAGCCUGAGCAGUGGUGUCACGUUGGGAACCUGCUGUUCCUCUUGACAACUGUUAGAGAAAGUAAAACACCUCUUGAUAUUAAAGUAUUAAACAGAGCUUAAGAGUAAUGGCAGAUAUGACUGUGAAGAUGAUGUGCAUAUAAAAGUAUAUACCUUUCCUCUAUAUUCUGUGUUCAAAUAUUAAAUUAUUUUUAAUUUGGUCGUAAUUUAGUAGGGGUCCAUGACAUGAAUGAGAGGCUGAUGGUUUGCAGUGGCUCCUUCCUUGCUUAGUGCUGCCACUGCAUCGUGGAUGGUGUUUAGAGGAGAAAUUGAGAGCAAGUCUCUGGUCUGUGCUCGUGGUUGUUGUCCCAAGGGCUGUGGUUGUAGUGGAGUUUGUCACCAGAAGGUGUCAGGGCCGUUCUGUGAUGCCACAUUACUGCUGCUCUCUGCCAGGUGGCCUGGCAGAAUGGCACAGCAGGAUGGGGCUGACUUGUUGGGAAUAUCAUAGAAUGUUUAUGCUUCUGUCAGUUUCCAAGGUAUUGUAUAAACGGAAGGAAUUUUUUUAAUUUUGGAAGAAGUGUGAAUAGAGCUAAUGAGGAAGGGCUCAGGUAUGUCUGAUUUGUGCAAGCUACCAGUCUAGAGAGUGUCAUCCUGGAGAGUCCUUGGUUUCACUCCCUUUUUGGGACAUGCUGCCCCUUGGCAGUGCAGAGAAGGAUGAGGAAGAGAGUGGUGGCCACAGAUCAUUGAAUUUGGUGGAAUAAGUCUCUCAGUUUGUUGAGAAUCUUGUGAUUUGAGUGGGUGGGAUUUUGGAGGCAGUGGUUCCCAGUCACAGCCUGCUUGGUGCUGCCAAAGGUGCUUGGAAGGGUUGAGCAGGCUCAGUUUGUGCUGACCUUGGCAUCUGCAGGAGAGGUCUGGGGUUCAACGUGAGGAGUUGUG
Molecule: messenger RNA, 3271 nt
Organism: Onychostruthus taczanowskii (white-rumped snowfinch)
Lineage: Eukaryota; Metazoa; Chordata; Aves; Passeriformes; Passeridae
Gene: CRYZ
Product: crystallin zeta
Exons: 9
Coding region: 128-1117 (329 amino acids)
Cellular component (GO): cytosol
Molecular function (GO): NADPH binding; zinc ion binding; mRNA 3'-UTR binding
Source: RefSeq, a predicted model, not a curated record